GCUUGACAAGGACUGGGUUUACAACAAAACGCCUGGAAGGUAUGUAAAUUAUGUUUUUAUGUCAUAAAUUUACAGACAUUAAAACUGAAUGAACUGCAGUAAACAUUUACUUGCCUUGGAUUUCUAUAAUGUCUUUGAUGCUGGACUGUUAAUAUUGUAUAUUUACUGACUGAAGUUUAAAAUGUCUAUAUUCCCUGGGCAUAUUGCAGCAUUACCAGCUCAUCAUCUGAAGGGGCAGUGGCGUACAUACCAGGGUCGCAGGGGUCGCGGCUGCGACUGGGCCCGGCCCACCAGGGGGCCCGGCCGCCCCUGCGACCUGGUAUGUACCCACAGGGCCAGCCUCUUCUCCUGGGGGGCCCAGGAUGCGGCCACCUCAGGGCCCCCCGAGGCUGGCCCUGCUGACCCCGGAGGGCUGUCUGUCUGGCCGGCGCGUGAAGGAGCACUCUGCUCUGAGUGCUUCCUCUUCAGCUCCCUCACGCACCGCACUGAUACCGGAGCCCGAAGAUGACGUCAUCUUCCGGCGCCGGCAUCCCUAUGCGGCGCGCGAGGGAGCUGAAGAGGAAGCACUCAGAGCAGAGUGCUCCCUCACGCGCCGGCCACCCAGACAGACAGCAAGCCAGCUGCCGAGGUCAGCAGCACCACUGGACCCCAGGGAAUCCCCUCAGCAUUCCAAAAGGUAAGGAGGUUGGGGGAUUAAAUUAAAAAAAAAAAAAUGUGUGUGUGUUUGUGUGUCUGUUAGUGUGUGUUAGUGUGUGUGUGUUAGUGUGUCUGUUAGUAUGUGUUAGUGUGUGUGUGUUAGCGUGUCUGUUAGUAUGUGUGUGUGUGUUAGUGUGUGUGUGUUAGUGUGUGUGUGUGUGUUAGUGUGUGUGUUAGUGUGUGUGUGUGUGUGUGUUAUUGGGUGUGUGUCUGCUAGUGAGUGUGUUACUGUGUGUGUCUGUUACUGAGUGUGUUUGAUGUCUGUUAGUGAGUGUGUGAUUGUCAGUGAAAGUGUAUGUUUUGUGAGUGUGAAUGUAUGUCUGUCGCUGAGUGUGUCUCUGUCAGUAAAUGUGUGUGUCUGUUAGCUAGUGUGUAUGCGUCUGUUGGUGAGUGUGUGUGUGUGUGUGUCUUCAGCAUUUACCUUUCUCCAGUGUCGGACUCCCUUGGCGCUGGGGAUCCCUCUGCCUCUCAGCUCCGAAUGCGCAAGAGGCGCGCGCGCAUUUAAACCGCCCAUAGGAAAGCAUUACUCAAUGCUUUCCUAUGGACGUUCAGUGUCUUCUCACUGUGAUUUUCACAGUGAGAAUCGCGGAAGCUCCUCUAGCAGCUGUCAAUGAGACAGCCACCAGAGGCUGGAUUAACCCUCAGUGAAACAUAGCCGUUUCUCUGAAACUGCUAUGUUUUCAGCUGCAAGGUUAAAACUAGAGGGACCUGGCACCCAAACCACUUCAUUGAGCUGAUGUGAUCUGGGUGUCUGUAGUGGUCCUUUAAGUGUGUGUGCAUACCACGGUCGCAGGGUCGCAGCCCUGCAACCCCUGCGACCAGGUGCCUGCCGUCAUGUGUUGCGGCCCGACCCGCGCAGAGUAAGCGCGGGGGGGAGGGGGGCCCACGGAUCAAUUUUCGCACCGGGGCCCCAUGGGUCAUGUGUACGCCACUGUGAAGGGGUAAGCAACCUUUGGUAAUAAAGAGGUUGUGGACUACAUCUCCCAUGAUGCUCUUACAGCCACAUGCCACAUCAGGGGAGAUGAAGUCCACAACCUCUUUAUUACCAAAGGUUGCUUACCCCUUCAGACAUACUUGAAAACGAGAGAAAUCUCAAAUGUAUCUUUCCUGGUAAAAUAUUUUAUAAAUAAUAAAUAAUGUAAUUCCAAAGGUUGCCUACUCCCGAUCUACUGCUUUCUGUGGACAGCUCACAACUAAAUUAAUAAUAAAAUACAUUGCAAAUAGCAAAGUUGUAAAAAAAUGCUGUAGCUUAUUUAUUUUUGUAAUUAUGCAUAUAAGAAGCAUAGGUAAAAUCAUGUUUCCUCUCUUUUACAGUGUUUAGAGUAAGAUACAUGAAUUGUGUGAGGCGUAAAUUCCAGCAUAUUCAAGACACUAAUGCCCGCCUUGGUGAUGCUGUUGCUUUUAAAAAAAGAUUCACAAGACUGCUAAUGAUACAGGAGCAUCGCACUGAAGAGGAAAGAGAGCAUGAACUAACAUUUACUGGAAGGAUGCACUUGCGGAUAAUGGCUAAUCGUUCGUCAGAUGAAUAUUCACCAACAUCUAUUCUAUCUCUGUUUGAUCCUGAUGAUGAUGAACUAAUUCCAGAAAUCGUGGUGAUACAGGGGCCAGCUGGCAUUGGAAAAACUAUGACAGCCCAAAAGAUCAUGCUUGAUUGGGCCUGUGGGAACCUGUAUCAGAACAUGUUCAAUUUUGUGUUUUACAUGAGUUGUAGGGAAAUAAACAACAUUAAUAAUCAAAUAAGCAUUGCUGGUUUGAUAUACAAAUUAUGCCAGCUAAAGUGUCCACCAAAUCUGAUGAAAGCAGUUUUUGAAGAUUCAGAUAAAAUACUUAUUAUUGUUGAUGGUUUUGAUGAAUUAAGAUGUAAGCUUAGGAAUGACAUGGAGAUGUGUGAUGAUCCAUUUCAAGAGACCUCCAAAGAAAUCCUCAUCAAAAGUCUGUUUGAAAAGCAGAUUCUCGAGGAUGCCUCACUUAUAAUCACAACAAGGCCAUUUGCGUUAGACAGACUGAGAGAAUAUGUAAGUUUUCCCCGUUAUGUGGAACUUCUUGGGUUUACAGAGCGUGACCGUGAGGACUACUUCCACAAGUUCUUCCAAAAUAAAGAACUAGCAGAAGCAGCUCUAAACAUUAUUAAAGAAAAUGGAACCCUAUUUACAAUGUGUGUUGUCCCUAUAACAUGCUGGAUUAUAUGUACUGUAAUGAAACAGCAAUUAGAAAGGGGUAUAUAUGCAGUCUAUGCCAAAACAUCCACCUCUGUUUAUAUGCUCUAUGUAAAACAUUUAUUAAAAGUUCAUGGGAGAAAUUCUAACUUUAGUUUAAUAACAUGGGUAAGGAAGCUCUGUGCGCUCGCAAAUAAUGGAAUUUGGGAACAGAAAAUCCUGUUUGAUGAAGAAGACAUUAUGGAACAAGGACUUGUAAUAUCAGACAUAGAAUCUCUCUUUCUAAAUGAAAAUAUCUUUCAAAGGGACAUUGACACUUGCACCUGUUACAGCUUUGUUCAUCUAAGUGUACAGGAGUUCUUUGCUGCCUUACAUUAUGUAAUUAAGGAGGACACAGAAAGCAAAGACAGUUCAGAAAAUCAUCAAAUCCAUGAGGCAUCUGUGGAAACUGAGAACAACCAUGAUUUGGAUGAAUUAAAAUUACAGAGGAAUUUCCAAAACCUCUUGAAGCAGUCCAAACAACAUCAACACUUACUCUUAACAGUCCGUUUUCUAUACGGACUCUCCAGUGAAACUGAAACACAUACACUUCAACAAAUGUUUGGGUUUAGCAUGUCAAGUGAAAUGAGAUCUAUAUUGGAAGAGUGGCUUCAGAAAGAGUUCCCUUUUAAUGAUCAUGAAAACUUGCACUGUUUAUACGAGACACAAGAUGAAUACUUUGUCAACAGGGUUAUGUCUCGAUAUAUACAGCUUGAAAUUGGUUCAGAUUUUAAUAUGCAAGCUCUUUCAUAUAGUUUGAUGAAUAGUUCAAAAAAUCACCACAUUUGUUUUUUUGAAAUUUUCUUUGGUCCAAAGUCCCAGCAAACUUUGACUAACCUGCUUCACAAGUGCUUUGAACUUCA
Molecule: messenger RNA, 3754 nt
Organism: Pelobates cultripes (western spadefoot toad)
Lineage: Eukaryota; Metazoa; Chordata; Amphibia; Anura; Pelobatidae
Source: the annotation of a GenBank genome assembly